GCGGCAAUGGCAGUGGCGGCAGCUUCAUGUUCCCAGUAUCAGGGGGAUUAGUUACUCCCCAAGAUUAAAUUGAACAGUCGUUGUGGCCUUUCUUUGAAAGCAGCAUGACAAAAGGAAUGAUGUCAAUGCAACAACAGCAGCAACAGCAGGGUUUCCCCAUGGUACCUGUGAUGCAGCCCAGCAUGCAGGGCAUGAUGGGAAUGAAUUUUGGUUCACAGAUGCCUCCUGGAGCAAUGCCUAUGCAGGGUGGAAUGGCAAUGGGACCAAUGCCUCCAGCUGGAAUGUCAUUUAUGCCACAGCAUCAUUACAUGGGGAUGCGUCCUUCACCGCCACAGUACACGCCAGAUAUGCAAAAGCAGUUUGCUGAAGAGCAACAGAAGCGAUUUGAACAGCAGCAAAAGAUGAUGGAAGAGGAACGGAAGCGACGACAGUUUGAGGAGCAGAAGCAAAAGCUGCGACUUCUGAGCAGUGUGAAGCCGAAGUUGGGAGAAAAGAACCGGGAUGAUGCCUUGGAAGCCAUUAAAGGAAACCUUGCUGGGUUCACAAGGGAUGCAAAGAUGCACCCAGGCCCCACUUCACAUCCCAGUAAAUCAGAUACUCCCCUGUCAUCCCUGUCAACUGCCCCUCCUUCCCAAUUCCCUGCCUUUCCUGAUGAUGAAGAAUUCAGUGACUUUAUUCAAGGGCCUGAAUCUGCCGCACCUGCGGCUCCCACCAGUUUCCAGCCUUUCCAACCCUUCCACCCCACAUUAGAGCCUGGGCUGCAGUCUGAGCAGGCUGCAGCUCCGGUGCAGCCUGUUCCUUCAGCCCAUCCCUCAGCUGCAUCUUCAUUGUAUGCUACAGCAGGGCUUUCGGCAAAAAACAGCCAAGGCCCUUCAUUGGAGGAGAAAAUGUUUGCUUCCUGUGAUCUCAGCAUGCCCAAGCAGGCACAUAUUAAAUUUAACCAAUCUCAGUCUUUGGCUGACAUUGGGUCUAAAGCCUCAGUCUCGACUCAGUUUCAGCCCAGUGCCAAGGCCUGUAACUGGGCCACCCAAACUGAAAACCUCGGUGGUGUCUUCACAGCAGACAUGCCAAAGGAUCCAGAACCAGAGACACCUGCCAAAGAGAGUGGUGUAGGAGUGUAUCCUACACAGGAAACACUUCAGCCGAUGUUACCACCCUGGCUCUUCAAUGACAGCCUUGUCCCAGAACUCUACAAGAAAGUUCUCGAAGCUACUCUUACCCCAGCAGGCAUUGAUACGGCAAAGCUUUAUCCAAUUCUUCUCUCGUCGGGAUUACCAAGAGAGAUGUUGGGUCAGAUAUGGGCUUUUGCCAAUCGAGCAACACCAGGCAAACUUACAAAAGAGGAACUCUACACAGUAUUGGCUAUGAUAGCUAUGUCACAGAGAGGCAUUCCUGCGCUGAAUCUUGAAAAUCUCAACCAGUUUCCAUCUGCUCCUAUUCCUACGUUAAGUGGGACCCCGCUGACUUUGCCCACUUCAGUGCCACAGCAACCUAUGAUAUCGGUGCCAACUGGUACUACUGUAUCUAUGUCUGUUCACACAGGCCAGUCUGUGGUAGGAAUGAACCUUCCUGUACCAGUGGGUGGCAGCACAACCCAAGUUUCCAGUGGUUUUGUGGCAGCAUUCUCUGGCAGUCAGGCUGCAAAAUCUGAUGACGAUGAUUUCCAGGAUUUUCAGGAGGCUCCCAAGCCUAACACAGCUGAUGAUUCAUUCAAGGGGUUCAAGAAUGAAACUCCCGGAAGUCUAUCGAAGACAUCAAGUUCACAGACCACAAUCAGUGCACACACGCUACUGACUCCAAUUUCAGGAACAUCUGCGUCUUCUUCAGUGGACAAAUAUGCUGUCUUUAAAGACUUGACAGAAGACAAGCCUACAGAAAGUUCUUCAUUUGCAGAUUUUGGCGACAAAUACAGCGUUUUUCGGGAACUUGGCCAGAGUGCAGAGAAUAAAUCCUCAGGGGAGGGCUUUGCAGAAUUCAAGUCACCAGGGAAUGAUGAUGGAUUCACAGACUUCAAAACUGCAGACAGCAUUUCACCAGUAGAUUCAUCAGAGCAAGUAAAGACGUUCUCAACAGCGUUUCCUUCUGUGCCAUUUCUACAGCCACAACUGCAACCUGUAACACAGCCUAAAGACUCUUUCAAUCUCACGGACCUUUUUACCUCUGUCAGUUGCACUGGAGAGAACAAAUCUGUGUCAUUUCCACCAGUUUCUGUGACAUCAUCCAUUACAUCAUCUGUAUGUGUUACAUCAUCAUUGUCAUCACUAUCAUCUGGUACUUUUUCCUCAGCCAGUAGCAAGACUGCUGGUGGAACUGAUGACUUUGGGGACUUCAGUCUUUUUGGCGUAGCAGCCAGUACGUCAUCGGGUGGGGGAUGGGGUCAGGAUGAAUUUGCAGAUUUUAUAGCUUUUGGCAGCUGCAGCAACACUGGACCCUCUGAACAAAAGUCAAAUGAUAAAUAUAGUGUUUUCAGGCAGGAGAAGAAUGAUGGCUUCGCAGCAUCUUUUGAUGCCACACUUGGCAUAGCAGAAGGUGGACAACAGCCUUCAACGUCCACUGUAGACAAGUAUGAUGUCUUUAAACAGUUACCUGAGGAAGGGUCUGUGAUGGGCUUUGAGGAACAAAAAGACAAUUCCUCCCUUUCCCAAGAGAAGAAUGAGGAUGACUUUCCAGUUACCAAGUUGUCCCUUGCAUUCAGCACCUCGGACAAGUCUUUCGUAGAUAAACUCUCUGCUUUUAAACAGGCAAAAGAAGACUCUGCCUCUGUGAAAUCUUUGGACCUUCCUUCGAUUGGUGGGAGCAGUAUUGGUAAAGAGGACUCGGAAGAUGCCUUAUCUGGUCAAUUCGACAUGAAGUCAGCUGAGGUUGGUGGUGAUUUGAAGCAUGUGUUGUCUGACAGCUCGCUGGAUUUACCACCUGUCAUUGGUCAGCCGCCUCCUGUUACAGAUCUGGAUGACUUUAAAUUUGACCCUUUUGGUAACUUCAGUAAUGGUUCUGCAGUGAGUAGUUUAACCAGUUACGAUUGGUCCGAGAAAGAAGACUCUGGCACCCAGAUUAAGAAGCAGCCACCAUUCUUCCUCAGCUUGGAAGGCAGAUCCUUGUCCUCUACCUCAGUGCUUCAGAAGAAAGAAACCUCUUUUGGCAGCUCCGAGAACAUCACUAUGACGACUGUCUCCACGGUAACAACAUUCUCAGCCGAGGAUACAAGUUCACAGCACAACUUUGAUGCUUUUGGAGACCUCAAAGAAACUGCAGAACAGACCAAAGAGAAAAAAGAAGCUUGUGGUGAUUUGGGAGACUUUGCAAUUACUUCACCUAGGGAAGGGCAGACAGCUAAGCCUGAUGAGUCAAACCUGGGUGAUGCAGAGCAAAGGACUGCAGCCUCUGUCACAAAUGGGGUUUCUUCUGAGGGGACAAAAACUGAAGCCUUUGAUGAAUUUGGAGAAUUCCAAAGUGAAAAGCCCAAAAUUAGUAAAUUUGAUUUUCUUGUGGCUAGUUCCCAGGGCAAGGUGAAGUCCAGUGAGGAGAUGAUCAAGAGUGAGAUGGAAACUUUUGAUCUUUCGGUGCAAGGAUCUCAUAAAAGGAGCCUGAGCCUUGGGGAUAAAGAAGUAACCCAUACUCCACCUGCUUCAGAGCAGCCUUUCAGGGACAGAUCAAAUACCCUAAAUGAGAAACCCGCACCACUGCCUGUCAUCAGGGACAAGUAUAAGGACCUAACUGGAGAAGUGGAGGAGAAUGAACGCUACGCUUAUGAAUGGCAAAGAUGUUUAGAAAGUGCAUUACAGGUAAUCCAGAAGGCCAGUGAUACCUUGAAUGGAAUCAGCAGUUCAACUGUGUGUAGUGAAGUCAUCCAGUCAACACAAGGCAUGGAAUACCUCUUGGGGGUGAUAGAGGUGUAUCGAGUAACCAAGCGUGUUGAGCUUGGAAUUAAAGCGACCGCAGUGUGCAAUGAGAAACUCCAGCUACUGAUGAAGGAAAUAGAGAAGAUCUGGAGUAGCUUGAUGAUAUUCAUGUCUCUCACUCCCCUUACGCCAGAUGAAAACUCACUGGAUUUCUCCUCAUGCAUUCUACGCCCUGGGAUAAAAAAUGCGAAAGAGCUAGCCUGUGGAGUUUGUUUGCUUAAUGUUGACUCCAGAAGCAAGGAGGAAGAAAACUUGGAGGAUCAUCCUAAACAAGCCUUCAACUCAGAGAGUGACAAUUUUAAGUUGUCUUACGGCGGUCACCAGUAUCAUGCCAGCUGUGCCAAUUUCUGGAUUAAUUGCGUGGAGCCUAAGCCACCAGGCCUCAUCUUACCAGACCUGCUCUGACAUAUUGUCAUGGAAACUGAAGGAUAUCAAACUUAACUUGUCCACUGCUUACAUCUCACUGACAUUUCACUGAAAUUGGAGGAUGUAGCCUGUAAAGAAAAUCAAUUUGCAACUUUUAUUUUUUUUUUAAAGUAUAUUUAAUAUGCACCAAUGUUGUUUUGAAGUCAUUUACAUCAGUUACUGUCUAAGAAAAGCUAAAAGAGAUUAGAUUGCGGGGAUGUUCUUCUUCCAGAAGGUGUGCAGCAGCUUCAGAUUCAAACAGACCUAUGCUUAUCUGUCUGUUCCAAGUUAUUUGAAGUCCAGAGGUUGCAAUUGCAGUUAAUAGAUGCAGCGAGGCAGCAUUGGUUUCAAUGUUAUAGAAUUUUAAAUUGGCAAUCUUACUGGGAAGUGUUAACCUCACUUUAGUUUUGUAAUUAUAUGAAAGGUACUAAAAGUCUUUAUUUUAAAUUAUUUAAAUAUCAGAUAGUCAAAUGAGUAAACGCCUUACUUCACAUCCUUCAGAUGUCCUUGACUUUUACCAGUUCUUACCAAGGACACUGAAUGAACCUUAUGAUGGUAGUUGAGUGCUUCCUAAUGUAAGGAAGCAAGGGGAAGGGAAGGAAUGCACAAUCCACAGGCGGGCAUGGAAUUACACUAAUGACAAAACCUUGCACGGAUCCAUAUCUUGCUCUCGUUGCAUUCUAUGCAGACAUGGCAGAGUGGGGAUGAAACCUUUAAAGAUUUGCAGAACACAUCCAGCAAUAUAGAAGCAGUGGGUAUUGUAUAUAGUGUGUCACCUAAUGGGACCAAUGACCUUCACAAUGUGAAAGCUGUUAAAGAUUUUGACCAGUCUAUUUAACCACUGUGUGAAUUUAAAGAAUGCCCCUAAAUAAUCACUUAUAGCAAGAUCUUGAAAACUGCACUGUUUUUAUGGCUGCACUCCUUUUCUGAUGUAUGCAUUAAUUUUUCUGGAGUGUCAAAAUGAACCACAGUUGAGCCUACUUCACCCAAAUACUGGGCUAAAUCACGUAUACUCUGUCGGGGUAACUUUCCUUUUGCUUGAUGGUAUAAAAUGGGCCAUGUGGGACCAGCUGCCUUUUAUACAUCUCUCCUGACUGAGGGAUGCGUGAUAGGCAUCCUAACUGAUAUUGCCAUUUUUACACCAUCACCCAAAAUCAUAGUUACUUCUGAUAUAUCCAGUGACUCUAGCAUUGUGUCUUCUUCUGGUACAUCUCCUCAAAGUAAGACACACAAAACUAGUUGUGUUUUAUGAAUAUGCCCUCUAAUAUUGUGGAAGUACAGAACUAAAAAUUAUCUUUGGGAAGGCAUUGAAGCAAUGUUGCCCCUUUUAUAGGUUUCCCUUGGUUGCAAUUUAAUGUUUAUCGAAAUCAAAUGCAAUUAAGAUGUCAUAUGAAAACAUCCCAGCCUUGGAAAAAGUUCAAUGUUCUUUCACAAUGUACAAAUUAAUUUUGAAUUUUCAUUAGGUCCAGCUCUGUACUGCUUGGUUUAAGUAUUUAUAGUUAUAUAUCUAUACAUAAUAUAAAAUACUAUUAUAAUAACGCCACCGCCCCCCCCCCCCAAUCUUUCCUCCCUACUCAACCUCUUUAAGUGUAGAUCUUACACUGUCUGUUAUGAUUGCUGAGUGAUCAGCUGGCAAAUAGUGUGCUCACAACGACACAGGUUAUGAUGCAUCCCUUCAAAGUGUGGACUCCAAACUAUGCGGGCCGACAUGCUAUUAGAUGAGACUAAACUUGAGCACGAGCGAGCCCAAUUGUGGAAUUUGCAAUCUUCUGGUCAUGAGCCAAGUGUUCCACUACCUCUGGAAUCAGUAUAUUGGAUUUGAUGAUUUAAGUAUUGAAUUCCACUGGAACAAUCCAGUUUGGUAGAAUUUGGUGUGUUUG
Messenger RNA from Carcharodon carcharias (great white shark), 6184 nucleotides. RefSeq names its product synergin, gamma (gene synrg). Gene Ontology annotation, cellular component: clathrin coat of trans-Golgi network vesicle. Lineage: Eukaryota; Metazoa; Chordata; Chondrichthyes; Lamniformes; Lamnidae. The record is from RefSeq and is a predicted model, not a curated record. The transcript has 24 exons. Bases 105 to 4304 code for a protein of 1399 amino acids. Gene Ontology annotation, molecular function: protein binding.